Messenger RNA from Diplodia corticola, 2568 nucleotides. RefSeq names its product dna replication initiation factor cdc45. Gene Ontology annotation, molecular function: DNA replication origin binding; single-stranded DNA binding; chromatin binding. Lineage: Eukaryota; Fungi; Ascomycota; Dothideomycetes; Botryosphaeriales; Botryosphaeriaceae. Gene Ontology annotation, biological process: mitotic DNA replication preinitiation complex assembly; DNA replication initiation; double-strand break repair via break-induced replication. Gene Ontology annotation, cellular component: DNA replication preinitiation complex. The coding region runs from base 1 to 2568 and encodes 855 amino acids. The transcript is spliced from 2 exons. The record is from RefSeq and is a predicted model, not a curated record.
AUGUACCUUCCGAGGACGCUGAUCGGGCACUUGUACUCUCAUCUUCUUCGUACGACACAUCCGCUCUCUCCGCCUGUCCUCCUUCUUGUCUCCCUCGAGCCCGACGCACUGUGUGCCUGCCGCAUCCUUACCGCACUCCUGAAACGAGAUUACAUUCCUCAUAAAAUCCAGCCCAUCGCAGGCUACAAUGAUCUUGCCCGUGCCGGUCAGGACUUGGUCCGUCCCAUGCGUACUAGCGAUGGCGGCAGCGGCGGCGUUGUCGUGUGCUUGGGCGUUGGAGGAUUGGUCGACCUCGAGAAUUUGCUAGGCUUGGAAGGAGAGGAGGGUACGGACUUUGGUGGCGUCGAGGUCUGGAUUAUGGACGCUCGGCGACCUUGGAACUUGAGCAAUGUCUUCGGUGGAAGAGCAGACGCUGGUUCGGACGAAAACGAUCUCCCCACAAAGGUACCCGGUGUGGAGCGUGGGAAGAUACUACGCUCUUACAAACCUGGAAACGGGGGUAUCAUAGUGUUCGACGACGGCGACAUCGAGGAGGAGCUUGAGCGUGAAAGAGAGGCAUAUACUUCAUUGGAGCAAAUGCCGGAGAUUGACGAAGAGGUAGACCUCGAUGAUGACGAGAGCGAUACAGCGGAAAACGCAGGCGAAGAAGCACCACCAAUAUCAGGUCAAAUGAGUCGCAAAAGAAAAUCCUGGGAGGACGGUGACGAGGACAGUGAAGGUGAUGACGAGGAAGGGCGUCCAGCUCAGAGGCGGAGAAGCAACUCGUCAACGCCUAUGCCAUCGUCACCAUCGCGGCCUCCGCGCCACGGGCUCCUCGUCACAGCGAAUUCCUCGGACUUCUCGCGUUCAGAUUCCAUAAACCGCUCGGUUUCUCCACCAGCACAACGGCAGGCUUCGGCGAAAACGCUCCGCCGACGCUUGCUGAAGCUCCGCGAGCGGCACAACCGGGUAUUGGACAAGUACUACUCCCUAGGCACAUCGUACUCAGAGCCUGUGUCUUCCAUCGUGUACAGUCUUGCAUCAGAGCUUGGCCGAGAAGACAAUGACUUGUUGUGGCAAGCAAUUGUAGGAGUCAGCAGCUUGGAACUAUAUGGCCGGACACCAACUGGUAUGGGCCUGACUUCAUCCUCGAAACAAGGCUGGCACGGCUCGAGGGGCAACCGAAUCCGCGCUCUACUUCAAGAUGAGGUACGGCGUCUAAAUCCAAUUGAUCCAAAGGACAUUGCACGCGAAAUGAGCAUGGGAGAAUCAGGCGGAGUCAUUCCAACACAUGCUCGAUCACCAACAGACAUGUCGAUCCGUCUUUCACCAGAACCCCGUUUCCUGCUCAUCAGGCACUGGAGCUUGUAUGACAGCAUGCUCCAUUCCCCCUAUCUGUCUGCAAAACUUCAUCUUUGGUCGGACCAGGGACGCCGGCGUCUUCAUAAGCUUCUGGCCAAAAUGGGAGUUAGCCUAACUCAGUGCAAGCAAAGCUACACCCACAUGGACAUGGAGCUGAAGCGCGGCUUACGAGAACGACUUCUCAAGUUCGCCCCCGUAUACGGACUGGACGGUCUAGUACCCGAAGCAACAGAACGAGGUGGCGGCAAGGAAGGGUGGGGCUUCGUCCGCUGCUGGGGCUGGAAAGCAUGUCUUUCGGCAGUGGACGUCGGUGUCGUAAUUGGGGCAAUCCUCGAAGUCGGGUCCAGCGUCCAUUUGUCAAAUUCUUCACCACAGCUGCCCCCCACCCCGCAGUCGUUGGACAGUUCUGGCAGCCAAGGCUUCCUACCCGACGCCCCAAAAUUCGACGAUGAAGCCGCUCAGGACGCCAUCACCUCUCGGUUCUGGACCGCAUACGAUUCGCUCACCUCUCCCAACCUCAUCACAAAACACAUCGCCAUCGCACAGCACCUUCACCGUGCCAUCCUCCGCACGGGCACCGCGCUCAUCGCCAAGCACCAGAUCCGCCACCUCCGGGCGUUCCGCAUGGCCGUGGUCAAGGAAGGACCGGACGCGCCGCUCUUCACGCACGCCGGUGCGCUCGUCAAGCUGGCGCUGUGGGUGGCGGAGGCGGUGCAGGAAAUGGAGGGCAGGAAGGGGCGGGGCGGCGGCACCGAGCUGGUGAUGGCGGGUCUGGACGAGGGUCGCGGCGUGUACGUCGUCGUCGGUCUCGGGGGCGGGGGCACGACGGUGCAAAGCAAGGAGAAAGAGAAGAGGCGGGCAGAACGGCAGAGGAAAACAGAAGAGAAGCGCGAGGCGAGAAGGAAGGAGAAGGCGGCGGAUAGGCAAAAGAUGUUGGAGAGGCGGCUUGCCAACGGAGAAGAAGUGGAUGAGGACGAGGAUGAGGAGCUUGAAACGGAGGAGGAAGACAGCAGUGAGAGCGAGAGCGAGGAUGAGGAAGACGACAUGGACGGGGAGAAGAGGAGAAAUGCGGGGCGCAAUCGAUUUGGACUCGCGUUUCAAGAGGUCAUCGAAGAGACGGGGGCACGUGUCAGGGUCGACAGCUUUGAGCAUUGCGUGGUAGAGGUCAAGAAAGAGGAUCUCAGCGGGUUUUUGGAGCAGCUAAGUAUGAAGGCCAUCGUGGGCUAG